Boeremia exigua is the source of this 3384-nucleotide messenger RNA. RefSeq lists its product as uncharacterized. Bases 1 to 3384 code for a protein of 1127 amino acids. Lineage: Eukaryota; Fungi; Ascomycota; Dothideomycetes; Pleosporales; Didymellaceae. The transcript is spliced from 3 exons. The record is from RefSeq and is a predicted model, not a curated record.
AUGCCGCUCGCCGUGGCCUCAGCCCUGCGCGGCCACGAUGUCUUCUCCAGCAAGUCGCGAGGCAGGAGCAGAGCCGCCUCAGAAGUCGGCCCCCUGCCCCCGGCCGACGAGAAGAAGCCCGAGCGCGCGCGAUUGCCCAAAGCCGCUUCGUACACCUACUUCCCGCGCGUCAAGGGCCUCGAUGGAGAUGCGCCGGCGCACGACUCCGACGACGAUCUUAAGAAGGCCAAGGACGUCGAGAUCACGUCUGACAGCUCGUCAGGCGGCUCUAGCCCGUCCUCCGAAGAAGCCCCACAGGCCCUGGAGAUGCCGCAAUUGCGCCCUGCCCCCAUCCAACGCCGGUCGUCGCGGUUCCUCCCCUUCUCCAGCAAAAGUAGGGAGCCCUCGAUCGAGCCCAAGCCGGAUCGCAAUCGCAAAGAGACAGUCAAGGAGGCUGAAUCGCCCGGAGGCUCCCCCUCGAGACCCUUGACGAAGCUGAGGAGGAAGUCAUGGGUUGUCUCGCAGCAGCAGCAGCAGCAGCAGCCUGCGACAACCUCGCCCACAAAAGAGAGCAAGAAGGAGAAGAAGGCCGCUCAGAAGGAGGAGAGCGCAAAGAAGAAGACGGCGACUGCCGAGGCGCCGAAGCGAAAGACACCAGCGAGCUCAGACAGCAUUCCAGAAGAAGCUGAGGCGAAGACUGAGGCAAGGGGCGAGGCCACAGACACCGUAGACGAGCGAACAGCGCCGAUACCUCUCAGCAAGAAGAACAAGCGUCUCAGCGCGCUCCUGACCGCCAACGGGCCCGCAGUCCCUUCCGUGCCAAAGUCAUUCUCCACCGAACAGCUUCCCCUGUACCCGCAAUCAGACAGCCCUCUCACCCCUACCGAGCGCGUUCCUCCGCUACCCCGCAACAUAUCGACAGACAAGCUUGGUAACAAAGUCAAGACGGAACCGCGCAAGAAAGAUGAGCUCUGGACCGUAUUUCGAACCCUAGAGGGCGAUCUGCGCAAGUUCCAGCACAAGUCCAGCUCUCUGAAAGCCAACAUCGUUCGUACCAGCCUCCUCCAAGACUUCAUCUACAAGUACGCCAAUCACCCCUCGAACCACAAACUCAGACCAGAAGACCUCGAUCGGAGAACAAACAUUCUCAAUGGGUGGUGGACCGGCUUGCUGGAGCUGGUGGCAGGACGAAACAACCAAUCAAUAUCUGGGACAGACCGUCCAGUCAUCCUGGAGGGCCUUGCUGGAAUCAUGGAGAGACCCGAAUGGAGGGUUGCGCCAUCCCCGCUCUGCCCGCUUGCCGACCGCGAAGAGGCUGGACCCACCCUGACAGCCACAUCGGCCACCUCCAGCUCCUCUGAUUUCCUGGCAGAGUCCGUCUACCACAACGUUAAGAACACGUUCCAGCAAAAUCUGAUGUCCCAGAUGGCAUUUGUAGUAGACAAGAUGACCCCUCGAAACGCAGCAGCGAGUCUAGUCACGUUCUGCGGCAAGACUUGUGCGUAUGCCUUCUGCUUCUGUCCUGGAGUCGCUGAUAUCAUGGUACGGUUGUGGAGCCCUUCUCUGGAGAUGAUGAAGCGUGUGCUAGAAGAGGCCGGCAUCUCGAGGAUAGACAAGAUGGAUGCGAUCUCCGACCGCAUUUCAGCUGUUUUCCCGCCAAAUCUCUACCCACUCAAAUUUCAAUCUUUGGCCAAGAUGGUCCGCACACUGCGCAACCCUCCAACUGCGACACCACCAUUGCAGAUUGCCAAUCUCGACUGGUACGGGCUGUGGACGAAGCGCUGGUCCGGUGCCGAGAGCGACCUUUUCUACGUCUUUGUCAAGCACUACCACAUUCUAGUCACUGGCUUCCUACCUAACUCACCGACCGCAAAAGAGCGUGUUUGUGCGCCAGGUCUGCUCAUGGUCCACGCGCAGGUACUCGUCAACAUGGAUGCAACGAUCAACAGGCAUAUUCAGCCUCAACAGCAAGACGACAAUGGGGGCGCACAGCCCAUCACAUUUGACGAUGUUUUGAGCGACCCUGAUGCCUCUGCUUCCACCGUGGCAAUUCCUCCAGCAAACGCCACACGGCAGAUGCAAGAGAACCGGCUGAUCAUGCUCAUUCGCGAUUUCCUUUCCGAGGGCAACUCUCACAUUCAUGCUGCUCGGCACAUGUUUGCCGACAGUUUUGCAAGCUUACUCCAGGCACAGGCACGAAAAAUUUCUGUUUACGAUAGCAAUGCGUGUUACACUCUCUGCGACUUUCUGGAAGAGGCGUUUGGAAUCAUGGUCAGAUACGAGCAGCACAACACCGAGCACCAUGCGGUGCUGGACUGGCCGUUCUGGUUGAAGGUCUGCAGAGAGAUGACCGCCAGCGAAAAUACCGCCACGGAGAUCAAGCUGUACUCGUUCCUGUUCAGCAUUUGGUCCACCCUGGUGCUAGACGAGCAGCGGAAAAGGAGUUUAUGUCUCGACUUUCUUUUGGAACCUGCAUUUUUUGAGAGCAGAUUCAAUCAUUGGUGCCCCAUGGUGCGCGCGUAUUAUAUGCGUCUGAUUUGCUGGCGGGUCGCACGGUUCGACGGCGAGCCCUCAGAGGUAGAAGUAGAGAUCAAGACAGCACUGAGCGAGCGACUGCGCUCCAUCUGGUCUCACUACCUUUGGCUCGCUGAGGACGCUGAACGGCUGCAAAUCGCCUUUCCUUCAACGCAGGCUUGCAAUCCUGCGCCUGGUCGACGUUUCCUUAUUAUACGUAAUGAUAAUCCCAUCGCCGCCAGCAACGGCCCCUUCCUCACGUUCGACGGCGUUGUACAGAACCCGCAUCAGCGGAAGCCAUCCGCUUCACAACCAGUUCCAGAACCUAUAGUGCAGAAGGUCGCGGCAUUGACCGCGGAUGCAACCGACUUCCCGGAUGAAGAGCCCACCAAGGGCAAAUGGGGCAUGCUGAAAAGUUUUAUGGGCGGUUCGUCGAAACCAUCCAAGUCCAAAGCGGCCGCUAAGGAUAAGGAGAGUGCGAAGACAACGCCCAAGACCUCCCUCGAGAAACCUGCGGAGAAGCCAGCGCCGACACCCACAACAUCGCCCCCUCCUACUCAUCGCACCUACAGCUUCCGCUUUUCCCUCGAGUGGGUUGACAAGCGUUUUGGUACUUAUCAAAACAUGCGGCUCCAACCACCACGACUACCGAUGCCGGCGCAAAUUCUCCUUCAACAAAAGAGCAUACACACCGAGGCAGUCAGCAGCGUCCAGCCCACAGGCAAAGCUGCAACAUCAAGCCGUUACGCCGGCCGUGCGCUCGCAGAGUGGACCUUUGUCUCGCACGAAUGCCAGAACUUCUUCGACCGAAGAAAGAACGAGGGGGUACCGACCAACAAACAUGUCGAGACACCAACGCUGUUAGUCGAAUCCUUCAGGCGCCCUGGUUAG